Messenger RNA from Trichoderma gamsii, 1203 nucleotides. RefSeq lists its product as hypothetical. The record is from RefSeq and is a predicted model, not a curated record. The transcript is spliced from 4 exons. Lineage: Eukaryota; Fungi; Ascomycota; Sordariomycetes; Hypocreales; Hypocreaceae. The coding region runs from base 1 to 1203 and encodes 400 amino acids.
AUGUCUCCGGCCUCUACUGUUGCUAACCGCACCGCCUUGGUGUUUGGCGCCUCUGGGAUCACUGGAUGGGCCAUAUUGCGCGAAGCUCUUAACUAUCCAACAAGCUCAACGUUUCAUAAGGUUAUUGGUCUGACAAAUAGGCCACUGGAUCGUUCGAAAUCCUUUUUACCUGAAGAUGAUCGGCUUGUGAUUGUUCCCGGGGUUGACCUCACGGCGGCUGUGGACGACGUGGCGGCCAAGCUAGCUGGUAUCGAUGGCAUCAAAGACGUGACUGACGUGUAUUUUGCUGCAUAUGUGCAGCCCGCCGGAGCUUCUGAUUUUGAGGGAUUUGAGAUACUCAAAGAGAUCAACGUUCGAAUUCUUGAAACGGCAGUCCAGGCAGUCGAGCGAGUUAGCCCAAACUUGAGAUUUUGGACGCUACAAACAGGCGGAAAGUCAUAUGGCUUUAUACACGUCCCUCAGUUGGGGUUUCCCAAGGUCCCAGCCAAAGAAUCUGACCCAAGAAUUCCUCAGCCAUAUGAAGACCAAGUAUUCUAUUACGCCCAGCACGAUUCACUUCAGAAGUUGUCUGCUGGGAAGAAUUGGCGCUUUGCUGAGAUUCGCCCCGAUUUAGUGAUCGGCUUUGUGCCGGGUGGCGGUAACGCAAUGAACUACGUUCAAGCUCUGGGCAUCUUCCUCAGCUUUUAUGCAGAUCGUGAGAAACAAGAACCGAGAAAAACCAUUCCCUAUCCUGGACCUCUCGCUGUAUAUAACAGCCAUUAUACUGAGAUUGGUCAGGCGACGUUGGCUAGAGCACACAUCUUUGUUUCAAACUUGGACGGAAUCGCAAAUGGUGAGAUUUUCAACGUCGGCGACUCUCCAGUCACUGCUGGAAACAACUGGGCUGAGAAGUGGGUGUCCAUCUGCGCCAUGUUUGGUCUCGAAGGCGUUGCGCCUGGAGAGACUCCCAGUUUAAGCGUGUCGAAUUACAUGGAACAGCAUCGUGAGGAGUGGGCUGCCUUUGAGGCGAAGCAUGGCUUGACAUCGGGUAUCAUUGGAAAGACCAGCUGGGAGUUUAUGGACGUGCUUACUUCAAUGCCUGUGUUCGACCGUCAUUAUGAUUUGUCCAAGAUCACGACUGCAGGAUUUGAUAAACGCUCAAAUGUGUUGCAGAACUACGAAGAGGCUUUUGAUUUGAUGAGGGCUGCAAAAAUGAUUCCAUAG